UCAAUAAGAAUUAAAAUUUUGGAAUUUAAAAAUAAGUUGAAAAUUGGAAUUUAAAAAUAAGCUUUAUAAUAUAAAUAUAAUGGAUGGAAAUUCAGUUCUAAAACGACCUAAACCAACUGAUAGUGAAGAAGAAUUAUUUCGUAUGCAAGAAGAAUUUUUUAAAAAUAAACAACAACCAUCAGUUAAAGUAAUUAAUUUAAAGAAAUCCACAAAAUCUUUAAAUACUUUUACUGCAAUUCCUUACAAUCACAAAAGUUUUAAUAAAAUCAAAUCAAAAUUUUCUGAAUUAAAAAGAUUAAAAACAGAAGAUAAAAUAUGUACUUCGCAAGGAAAUGGUGAUAUUAUAAAUCCUAUGAUUAAAGAGACUGAAAAAAGAAAAUUACAGGAUUCUGUUCAAAAUAUAACAUCUUCAAAAAUAGUAAUAGGAAAUAUUGUGGAAAAAAAAUAUGAUACAUUUGAUGAAUUUGAUAAAAAAAAAUUCUUUUGUUAUAACACAGGUUUUCCUGAAGUUUUUCUUUCUACAGAUAUGAAGAAUGGUAAAAGUCAAAGCUUAUUUUGGCAACAAAUUUCUCCUAAAAGUAAUGCUUUAAAUAGAAUAAAAGAAUUUCAAAGUUCUGAAUUUUUAUGCAUUAAUGAUAAAAGUGUUAUUAUAGAAGGACCAUGGGCAAAUGAAAUACAUAAAGAAAAUUUAGAACGAUUAAACCAGAUGAAUCAAGAAGACAUAUUAAAAGAAAAAAGUAAACUUGAAAUAACUCUGAAGCCAGAAUUAGUACAAUUUUUAAGAGAUAGAAGAAUUAAAAAAGUAAAUAAAAUUCGAGAAAAUGAUGAAAUAUUAAAUAAUGAAACUCAAGACCAAAAUAUGAAAUCUACAUUUGUAAAAAAAACAUUUGCAGAAAAAAUUUCUAAUAAACAUGACAAUUUAAUAAAAGAUAAUGAUAAUACUAUACCAAUGCAAAUAGAUGAUCUUGAACAGAAUAUACCAAAAUCUCCUAAAAAAUUAAUGGAACAAGCUAAAAAAAAAGGUUGGAUACAUAUGGAUUCUCUUGAACAUGAAAAAUUAAAAUGGAUGGAAGAUAUAUCUGCAGAAAAAACAAAUGAACUUGCUUCAGAUGAACCAUACAAUGCUCGUUUUGAUUUUAAUGGUGUAUUAUUAGCUUAUAAAGAUGACAAUAUAUCUAUGCACAAAGGUCUACAUCAUCAUGGAGAAGAACCUGAACGUCCUGGUUAUUCUUUACAAGAAUUAUUGCAACUUACUCGAUCGUCAACACAACAACAACGGUGUACAGCUCUUAUAACAUUAGCAAAUAUUAUAGAAAAAAGUCGUAAGGGUUGGUAUGAUAAAGCAUUACAACCUCCACCCUUGAUUGCAUUAAGUCAAAGAAAUCUUUUACUAUUAUUAAGAUUUUCUUUGGAUGAUACAUCAGUAGCUGUGAUUACAGCAACUUUACAAGCACUUAGAGCUUUUUUAUAUAGCGAAGAGGAUGAAAUUUGUUUAGAUAGAUUAUAUGGUUUUAAAAAUUAUAAAGAACCUAUUUUAACAACACCAAAGACUGAUGUUGAUGAUAUAAAUAAUUUAAAAGAUCAUGAACUAGUGCAAUUGGAUGCAAUUGCUGCUUUAUUAAGAACUGAUAUACUUUUAAGAAUUCGCUAUAUUUUGAAUGAAGUGCGGCCACCACCAGUUGCUGUAACUUGUGCAUUGGAAAUUUUGAUUAGAUUUGUACGACAUUCGCCUAUUACUACUAUAAAAAUUGCAAAUACUUCACAUUUAUUGGAGAUUAUAAUUGAACAUUUUAUGCCAUUAUCUACAGAUGCAUUAGCAAUAACAGAUACUAUAAAUAACAUUUAUGGAGUACCAGUAGUUGCUGCAGUCAGAUUUUGUCGUGUUUUACUUUGUUAUGGAGAGAAAUCUGUUGCACAAAAAUUAAAUAAUCUUAAAAUUGUACAACGUAUUAUUUCAUACAUCACUUGUGAUGCAGGAAAAAUAAGUUUUAAUCUCAGCAUUGAAAGUUUACGAUUGUGGAGGACUUUAUUAUUGUAUGAAGAGGCAACAGACAGUUUAAGUGGGGCACAGUUAAUUCUUAUAUCCCAAUUACAACUUUUAUUAAGUAAUCAUGAUAUUCAAAAUAUUUCUGAAUUAUCUUGUGAAUAUGCAGCAGCUUUAAUUGCUGUUGCAAAUUGUUUAGUAUCUCUAAAAGCAAAUAUAUCAGUUUUAUUAUUUAAAUGGAGUACACAACUUUUAUCUUUAGAUAAUAUCACGUGGGGUAAUACAAAAUUGAUCGCAGAAACAUUAUUGGCAACAAAAGAUAGUACUGCAAUUAAAAAAUUAAACAUAUCUAGAUCAAAAGUAUUUUCUAAUCUCAGUUCUACUUCAAAUUUGUUAAGUAAUUGUUCUUUAGCUAUUGAACGAAAUCCUUCUGCUUUACCUCAUUUAAAUGUGUUAACAUAUGAUGGCCAAUUACAACCUAUUGUAUCUCAACAAUCUUGUAUGCCCUUUCUUGCUACAGUUUUAAAUAUAUUUAUUGAUCAUUCUUUCGUGGAAGAAAUUCAAGCAAUACUUAAUCUUCCACAACUUUAUAAGUAUUUAAAAAAAUUGGAAACAACAGACUGGUGUUUAGAAAGAUCAUGGUAUACAAGAUCAGAAUUUUCUUUUUUAGUUGCUAUAGUAAAUGCAACUCUCUUUAUUAAAGAUAAAGUGAAUGAUAAGAUGAUGCAUAUUAUUUGGAAAAUUGCUAUUAAACUUGUAUCAUCUUUACCUGCUGAUUAUUCAUCUGAUGUACAAAGUAUGCUUAGGAUUUUAUUAGCAAAAGAAAAAUUAAAUAUAAAAAUAAUAAUGAAUGAAUUAAAAAAUUUAAAUUUAAAUUCAAAUAUAGAAGAUAUCAAAUUAAAUUUAAAUCACGAUGUUUCUAGUUUAUACGAACAGUAUAUAACAUUAAAUGGUAAAUGGGAUCAAGCAGCAAUGCCUAAAGAUUGGUUUUAUUUACCUAUUGUACAUAUCUAUACAAAAUGUAGAAAUAAUAAUAUAUGUAAUGAUAAUGACAAAACUGUUGUCUUAACCGUAUUGAGUUUAGAAUUAAUACUACCGGAUUUAAUUGAAAAAUUAUCGCAAACUUUGAGAUUUAGUAGAUUAAUAUUGAUAUAUUUGUGCGAUACAUUGUAUUUGAAUAAUGAUGUUUCUAUUUUACUUACUAAAGUCGUUACAACUUUAGUAAAAGAUAACUACAAAAAAUUUAAUUUUACAAUAGAUCUGCCAGGACUUAAUUCUUUUACUGAUUUGUUCACUGCUAUGUGUGAACAUUUUUGUUCAACUUCCUAUGGUGAUUAUGGUUUUUCAAUGACAUUAUUGAUACCAAUUACACAAAGACAUGAUGUUCAUUAUAGAAAAUUGUUAUGGUCGGAACACGUAGGUUUACUUCGAUACAUUAGAUUACCAUUAGAACAAUUAAAUAUUCCAUUAAAAGAAUAUUUAUAUCCUUUUGAGGAAGAUACAUCUUUAAUAGAAAGUUACAUAACAGCACUUGUUAGGGGAAUUGUGAAUCAAAAUUGGUGUCCUAUUCCAUAUACAAUUGCAUUACAUCAUUCUGCUAUGUAUUUAAAAAAAUCAAAUAAAUUAGCAGUACGAAUGAGAACUCAGUUAGAAAAGAUAUCUAAUAAAGUUCUAGCUGUUCUCUUAUUAAAUUAUCAAUUACCUAUAUUUUAAAAUUUAUCUGUAAUUGUAAACUUUACUAGAGUUUAUUUAUUUAUAAUUAAACUAAUAAAUUAUACCAAUAAAUUUUUUUAUAUGUUCAAUAUAUUUUAAGAUUAAAAUAUUUCAUAUAUUAUUGAAGGAUUAAAUAAUUUAUUUCAGAUUGUAAAAUAUAUAGAUACAGUAUUAUUAGAUAAAUAAUUAUGUCAAUGGAGAAUAGGAACAAUCUGUAUUUGUAAAGCAUAGAGGCACUGCUUGGUCAUUUCGCUGAUUGCUGAGAUUUUUAAUAAAUUAAGAAAGCAUUGUAAUAAAAAUUGAUUUGUUAAGAA
Apis florea (little honeybee) is the source of this 4011-nucleotide messenger RNA. RefSeq names its product RNA polymerase II-associated protein 1. Lineage: Eukaryota; Metazoa; Arthropoda; Insecta; Hymenoptera; Apidae. Gene Ontology annotation, biological process: transcription by RNA polymerase II. The record is from RefSeq and is a predicted model, not a curated record.